UCAAAUCAAAGAAAGAGUAAGCAACAUUGCCUCUCGGUGUUACACGUGAACUUGGAAUGUCUCCUCUAGACUGCGCGCAGCAUGCGCUAAUGAAGAAAACAUAUAUCCAGUUAUCUUUGAAAUGAAAUGUGCUGACUUACUCAAAAUGAUUAAAGAACAGGUGGACUGGACUAACUAUAAACCGGACUUUUAGAUUAUUUUACCUAGUUAAAAAUGAUUUUCAAACUUUUAUAUAUUUUAAAUGUUCGAUGUCGACUUAUUUCGGACUUAUAAACUGAAUAAGAAACUCCAUUAAUGAUGUUAUCAGUGAUUGAAAUUCUGUAAAAGGAUGGUUCGUUGUUCAAAGGCUUAACGGUCAUAUUGAUCUAAUGGGCCGGUGAGAUAGAAGAUGAUGAUACGGAGUUGCUGUGUUGGGCCGUAUCGCUUGCGCUAAGCCCAUCUUGUAUUUAGCAAUUCGAUAGAACAAUUGUAUUUAGCAAACUAUAUGUAUCUUCUAUUAACACUCAAACUAUACAAUUUCUGAAUUUUUCUUUAACAACAUUCGUAGGAUCCUAACUUUAAAAAGAUUUUUUUUUUUAAAGUUCGAUAAACACCGGUUGUAUAGAGCCAAUAUAAAUCCAUGUUGUUGGAAGGUUCCAAAUAUUGCGUAUUAGAUUGGUCCGUCUGACUAUUUUUCACGAAAUAUAUGCCAGAUGACUAGAAUAUGAAAGAACUCCUUUUUGUAACACCAUGAAAUAACUUCUUUUAAAAUUUAUCAAUAUAAAUAGAAAAUGCGGAUCAUUUUAUUAAUUCUAAACAAUUUAACAUUAGUGUUUCAAAAAAAAACAAUUUAACAUCACAUUUUCUUUUUGGUAAAUUUACAUGCACUAUCCAUAAGAAGAAUAGAAUUUCAUGAAAUAUGUUUAUUUCAAUUAGAAUUAUUUCAAUUUUUUAUUUCAAUUUUUUGGUGUAAUUUAUUUCAAUUAGUUACAAUCCACCGUGACGUGGUGUCAGGCAUUUAUUCGACGUGUUCGAAGUAAAAUGACAAGGAAUAACUAACUGACGGAUGAUAUCAAAAUUACUGACACACACACACCUAAAAAGUGUAUAUAAAGCGCUACGUAGCAGAGAGACCAGAGGGACCUUCGUUGCUUAGCUGAAACCAAGUUGCUUAAUUGUAAUCGUCGUCACUGUUCUCGUGAUUCCUCUCUUUCCCUCUGUGUUUAGAAACCCCGAACGUCUCUGUGGAUCGAAGAAGAUGGUAACUGCUGAUAGCAAACCCGACCUUACGUUGCCCAAAACUUUCGCCUGCAGUGCCUUCGCUGCCUGCGUCGGCGAGGUAUGUACGAUUCCGUUGGACACUGCCAAAGUUAGGCUUCAACUCCAAAAGUCUGCCAUAGCUGGAGAUGUUACGCUGCCUAAAUACCGUGGACUGUUGGGAACUGUUGGUACCAUUGCAAGGGAGGAAGGCCUUCGUUCACUAUGGAAAGGUAUUGUACCGGGACUGCAUCGUCAGUGCCUCUGUGGAGGUCUAAGAAUCGGAAUGUAUGAGCCGGUAAAAAACUUGUACGUAGGGAAAGACCAUGUAGGUGAUGUUCCGUUGAGCAAGAAAAUCCUUGCUGGUUUGACAACAGGCGCUUUGGGUAUCAUAGUAGCGAAUCCCACUGAUCUUGUGAAAGUUAGACUUCAGGCUGAAGGAAAACUAGCGGCAGGUGUUCCAAAACGGUAUACUGGAGCGCUGAAUGCGUAUUCAACAAUUGUGAGACAGGUAGUUAUCAUGUUGUCAUGGAAACUGAGACUAUGCAUAAGUUUGCUUAAAGCCCUGCUUCAAAUCUAUUUGAUCUGGCUCUGGCAGGAAGGAGUCCGAGCUCUUUGGACUGGUCUUGGACCAAAUGUAGCACGAAACGCUAUCAUCAACGCUGCUGAAUUAGCAAGUUACGAUCAAGUGAAACAGACAAUCUUGAAGAUUCCUGGUUUCACUGAUAACGUUGUCACACAUAUUCUAUCUGGACUGGGAGCAGGGUUCUUUGCUGUAUGCAUCGGUUCCCCUGUUGACGUGGUGAAAUCAAGAAUGAUGGGUGAUUCUGCUUACAAAAACACUAUAGACUGCUUCGUCAAAACACUACAGAGCGACGGUCCUAUGGCAUUUUACAAAGGCUUCAUCCCCAACUUUGGACGCCUUGGCUCAUGGAACGUCAUCAUGUUUUUGACACUUGAACAGGCAAAGAAGUAUGUCCGGGAACUAGAAUCGUCCAAAAAAUAAUACUAAGACACACAAAGUUUGCAGAAGAUAGAAUAAGAGCACCAAUGUUUUCUUCUUAACUUCGGUGGUCGAGAGAGGACUAGCAUCGUCCAGAACUUCAUCUAACACUGUUCUUGGAACAGAGUAAAACUUUGAAAUAAAAUUUCUGUGGGUAGCUCAUAUUUUGGCUGUACCAUUCAAACAUAUAUCAAUAUUUACAUGAGAGUUUCAGCUUA
This is a messenger RNA of Brassica rapa (field mustard), 2457 nucleotides long. Its product is annotated as mitochondrial uncoupling protein 1. Gene Ontology annotation, biological process: transmembrane transport. NCBI's taxonomy places the organism in Eukaryota, Viridiplantae, Streptophyta, Magnoliopsida, Brassicales, Brassicaceae. The record is from RefSeq and is a predicted model, not a curated record.